UUGUUUUCGUUCUUUGGCACAUUUAAAAUACAAAAAUUGUCAGUUUCUUAAUUUUUCAAAAUUAAACAAAAAAAUUCUCUACAAAAUUAAAAAAAGAAGAUCUCUCCUAAAAAACAUGGUCGAUGCAAUUUUCAAUAGCCUUUUAGUGGGUUCAUCUGGUUACGCGCUGAGUGUGGUUGCUCCCGCAGAACAUCCCUUCAUAUUCACCGCCUGUGCUGUGGGUUUGUGUCACGGGAUUUUGGGUCUCUAUGGCAAUAUUUUGGAAGGAAGUAGUAACAGCCAGAGAUCUGCAGAUGCCCCAACAGCCGAUGAUAGUGCAAUGUGCCAGUUUCAAAAUUUAACACAAAGUUGUGUGGAUAUCGUUACGGUGCCGCUGAUAAACAUAGACUUCUACAUACAAUCACAACAGUCGUCAGCCCUGGCUCUGGGUCAUGGAUUAUUUGUAGUACCAUUGGUCUUCGAUUUGUCGUUUAAGAUAUUCGAUAGCGAGGGUGAUGGCAAUGCCACAGAAACUUUAAAAGAAUUAACUAUUUUGGGUAAUAUUGUUUCCUUGGUAUUCUUGUCGGUUAAUGAAAAUAAUCUAACCUAUGGAUUGAUGGCAAUGUCGGCUCUAUUGGCUCAAUUCGGCUCAAAUGCCAUGGAGAAUAUACUUAGGGGAUCUGGAGCAAAUAUCGCCCUGAUGGGAUAUUCAUUAAUGUUUUCAUUGAUUCCUGAGGCUAUUGCGAAUUCGGGUAGUGCAUAAAAUUAAGUGGUACAAAGUUUUGGUACAAAAUUUAUAAAAAAACAAGGUGAAAAUAAAAGUUAAUAAAUAUGAAAUCUAUUUUAUUUAUAUCUGAUAAAUUUAA
Messenger RNA from Musca domestica (house fly), 845 nucleotides. RefSeq lists its product as uncharacterized. NCBI's taxonomy places the organism in Eukaryota, Metazoa, Arthropoda, Insecta, Diptera, Muscidae. The coding region runs from base 116 to 742 and encodes 208 amino acids. The transcript has a single exon. The record is from RefSeq and is a predicted model, not a curated record.